This is a messenger RNA of Aspergillus puulaauensis, 996 nucleotides long. RefSeq names its product cardiolipin synthase. The transcript is spliced from 4 exons. NCBI's taxonomy places the organism in Eukaryota, Fungi, Ascomycota, Eurotiomycetes, Eurotiales, Aspergillaceae. Gene Ontology annotation, molecular function: cardiolipin synthase activity. Gene Ontology annotation, cellular component: membrane; mitochondrion. The record is from RefSeq and is a predicted model, not a curated record. The coding region runs from base 1 to 996 and encodes 331 amino acids. Gene Ontology annotation, biological process: cardiolipin biosynthetic process.
AUGGCGGGACGCUGUCCGCUCGCUUUGCGUGCAUCGAGACUAUGCUCUCGGUUGCCGGUGUCUCAUAAAAUGGGACCAAACACCACCGCAUCCGGCUGGAAAGUGCUGUAUAGCAGGGGACCUAGUCAGGGGUCUCCUCGAGCAUCAAUAUUCACGCUGGCCACGGGCUCACAGAAGAGACCUGGAACUGCCUCGGCCGAACUUUCCCAGCAAUGGAUGUCAAGGUUCAGGCUGCAACAACGGGGCUCUGCGAAGAAGUCAACCGAUCCAGACAAGCCGCAAGGAUCUCCGGCCAAGAAAUCGCCUAUUCUCUCGCGGAUUCCACUGCCGACAACUCAUGAGAACAUUUACACUGUUCCCAACAUCCUCACCUUCUCGCGGCUGAUUGCUGCUCCGCUAGUUGGCUACUUCCUGGUGUACGACUAUCAUGCCACAGCUCUGGCUCUCUUUGCAUACGCAGGCGUCACAGAUCUUGUUGAUGGAUAUAUCGCUCGACGAUAUAACCUGCAGACAGUUGUCGGGACGAUUAUUGACCCAAUGGCUGAUAAAUUGCUGAUGACUAUUGGUGUUGCUUGUCUUGCAGUUAACGGGUCAAUACCUGUGUGGCUUGCCGUGAUUAUCCUCGGUCGGGACGUUGGUCUCGCCCUCUCUGCCAUCUACUACCGAUGGAUAUCAUUACCGCCACCGAAGACUAUGGCGCGAUAUUGGGACUUUUCCCUCCCGUCUGCGGAGGUGAAGCCAACUGGCAUAUCCAAAGCCAACACAGCGCUGCAGCUACUCCUUGUCGGGAGCGCGAUGGCCCUCCCUGUGCUUCCGGCAGCAUACAUUGAUGCCUGGAACCUCAACGAAACAAUGACUGCAUUCCAGUAUCUUGUCGCUGCGACCACAAUCUGGUCGGGCCUGAGCUACGUUUUCUCCAAAGACGCAGUCAAGAUUCUUUCCAAGGAGGAGGCCCAGAAACGCAUCGCUCGCGCGGCGGGAAAGAAAAACCCUUGA